Messenger RNA from Diachasma alloeum, 3009 nucleotides. It is a transcript of the gene Taf3, whose product is annotated as transcription initiation factor TFIID subunit 3. Gene Ontology annotation, cellular component: transcription factor TFIID complex. Gene Ontology annotation, molecular function: protein heterodimerization activity. The record is from RefSeq and is a predicted model, not a curated record. Lineage: Eukaryota; Metazoa; Arthropoda; Insecta; Hymenoptera; Braconidae. The coding region runs from base 181 to 2970 and encodes 929 amino acids. The transcript has 8 exons.
UAGUUGUUGAACUGUCGAGUUUCAUAAACAUAAACGAUCAACUCCUACGACGAAAUUACACAAUAAAACAGCAGUUUACGUACAGACUGUGGGUUAUCACCCAAAAAUAAUCGUUUAAUCGUUGAAAAUACUCAGUUAAAAUGUGGAAAUGGAUGAAAUCCUUUGGAGAGGCGUCCCUUGAUGCUCGAGAAAUCGUUACACCAACGCGUACUAUAUUCUAGUUGUAUUUUAUUUCGACAAACAUCUGAUUUUGCGUUGAUAGUUGAUGGUUUUUUAAAAGUUGAUUUGACGUUUCCGGAGAUUUUUAACAAAAUGUCUGACUACACUCGAGGGAUAUUGAGAGUUGUUGUAGCUCAGAUAUGCCAGACCAUCGGCUGGCACUCGAUAAACUCGACACCCCUGGAGUUCAUGGUUGAUCUCAUGCAGGAGUACUUCCUCAGGGUUUACAGAUUGUCUCAUCAGUAUUCAGAGAUUUUGGGAAGAACGGAGGUGAACCUGGAUGACCUUGGCCUGGCGUUCCAGCACAUGAGUAUCGACAUCGAGCAGCUCUCGGAGUACGUAAAAAACGUGGACUCAGUGCCCUGUGCAAUAUCAGUCCCAAAAUACCCGAUAACCCGUGAGAACCACCUGAACUUCCUGAAGCCAGGAAGUAGAGAAGUCGUCACCAGAUCAGUCCACAUCCACGAGCACCUCCCAGCGAUGCACCCAGACGACGAAACGACCUCCGACAAGGAGCCCGAGAUUCGUCCGGACUCCCCCCUGGACAGGCAGACGACAUCCCCAGGUUCUGAGCCCUCAGUCCUGACUCAGUCCCCAGAGAUAAUAUUCAAACGUCCUGGGGAGCCCCUGUCAGACAGUCCAGGGAUGGGCAAACGCCCGAGGAUGGACAACGAGAGCAGACCUCUCAGAGAAAUCCACAGUGUCAUGAUGACGACCUCAGGUUUUCUCUCGCCUGCACGCGAGGGAAAACUCCCUGAGCCCAGGACGCCAGUCCAGGCUCGAGCGGACUCUCCACCGCCUGCGACGUACCCCAUGGUCCCCCCCGAGCUAAAAUCCGAGAAGAAGAUCAAGAAAAUCGUUAAGAAGACACCUGAGGACAAGAAAUUGGACAAGGAGAAUAAAAAGAAGAACCGAAAGCAGGAGGAUUUGUUCAAAGCUGACAAGAUCACUGAGCCCAAGGUGAAGAAGCUGGCGGGGAUGAAGGAGACAGCUAAACUAAAACCCCUGAAACCUGGUGGGGUAAAGACAUUCUCACCGUCAACGAGUCCAACCCCAGUGCAUCCAGCACAGAAGGAGGAAUCACCGUCGAAAAUCUCGAAAAAUAGUGCACCCAAGGGCAAGGGAGACAAGACAUCUCCCCUGAAUCCACCUGACAAGAAGGAGGAGAAUGUUGAUAAAUUGCCUUCAGAGCAUGACAAGCAGAAGCUCAAUAUUUUUAAGAAGAUAUCGAAGCCUCGGGACGACAAAGAUGUUGUCGAUCAUCACAAGCACAAGGAGGUGGAGUUCAGGGAUAACUCGCCGGGGCUGAUCAUUGAUGAAGUUGGGGAUAAGCAUCGGGAGGUCGAGCCCAGGAGGGAGGAGAAGAAGGUCCCUCAUACGCCUGAUGCUCAUGCUCAUGGGGACAGUGAUAUCAUGGAUCUGAGGAGUCCCAAUAAUGAUGUUUAUAUGUUUGACGAUAUGUCACCGCCGGGGACGCCCAGCACUCCCAAGACACCUGAGCUGAAUGUCCCUGGGCCACCUGUGGAGACUAAGAAAAAGAGGAAAGAGAAGGGUAGUAAGAAAAAAGAUAACUUGAAGAGCCCUGGGUUUAAAGAAAGUCCGCAAAAGAGCAAAGUGGUGCAUGAUAUGACCGAGGAGGUCCUGGGGAGGCCGAAAACCCCAGAGGCACUGGAGACCUGUCUUUCAAAGGACAGGACAAUACCACCGAGUUUUCCGUACUUUCCGCCGUUCCCUGCGGCCCCUGGGCUCAUUCCCACAGGCCCACUUAUUCCACCAGGACCAGGACUGAUACCCCAUGGGCUACCACCCAUGUUCACGAGAUUUCCACUUCCACUGGGACGAGGUAUGCCCACUGCACCACCAAUUCUCCAGCACUUGCCCUUGCCACGACCACCAUUCUUACCACCUGCCAACAUGAAAAUCAUUCCACCGAGGUAUGAUUUGUUUCCUGCUCCAGGACCGAGUCAUCCACCAGUGCCAGUGCCAGUGCCAUUGAAGGUGGAGAAAGUGGAGAAACCUGAGAAAGUUGAGAAGAAACCGAAAAAACACAAAAUUGAUAAGAAAGACAAGAUAAAAAAGAAAAAAGACAAGAAAGAAAAGCACAAAGAGAAACUGGAGAAGAAUAAAGAGAAGAAGGAAAAACUGGAGAAAAUCAGGGAGAAGAAAGAGAAGAAAGACAAACGAAAGGAGAAAGAGGAGAAGGAGAAGGAAAAGGAGAAAGAGAAAGAGAAGGAGAGUGAGAGUGUUCCCAAGAUCACCCUCAAGCUCGGUAAAUCCUCGCCGAGGCCACCCACCCCUGAUAAUCCAUCGACGAAGAAAAUAACAAUUAAACCACUCGUGAAAAAGCCCGAAGACGUUGUCAAAAGGGAAUCUAGUCCAGAAUUAGCAAAAAUUUCGGCGUUAGUGACGAGACCUCCAAAACCAAAAAUUCCAAAAGUAAAAGCAGAUAAAAAAGAAGAAAUAAAAGAACAUGUACCUGUAGUACUACCAGAUCGUCCAGUUGCAACAAUAGUUGAUAACACAGGCCACCAAGUGUGGAUUUGUCCAGCCUGUGGGAACCAGGACGAUGGAACCCCCAUGAUUGGAUGUGACGAUUGCGAUGCCUGGUAUCACUGGGUUUGUGUUGGAAUGCAAGUUCCCCCAGCCGACGAGGAGAACUGGUACUGUCGAAUAUGUUUAACAAAAAAACAGGAACUCCAUCACGACAAGAAGAAAAAUAAGAGAAAGAAGAAAGUUAAAAUAUCAGUGUAAAUUUCAUUAUUAUUAUUAUAAAUACAUUUUUCACGAGUA